Camelina sativa (false flax) is the source of this 951-nucleotide messenger RNA. RefSeq names its product allene oxide cyclase 2, chloroplastic. The record is from RefSeq and is a predicted model, not a curated record. Gene Ontology annotation, biological process: jasmonic acid biosynthetic process. Lineage: Eukaryota; Viridiplantae; Streptophyta; Magnoliopsida; Brassicales; Brassicaceae. Gene Ontology annotation, molecular function: allene-oxide cyclase activity.
UAGAACUCAACUCAUUCACCACAUAAAGUAAAGUCACAUUUCUUCAUACCAGCCUUCAAAGAUUCUUCUUUAGAACUCUUUUUUUUUUCCUCUCAUCAAUGGCUUCUUCUGCCAUGUCUCUCCAAUCUGUGUCUAUGACAAAUAUUAACAAUCAAUUUCAUCGAAGCUCUCUUCUUGGUUUCUCUAAAUCCUUUCAGAGUAUUGGUAUCUUAUCUAACGGUCUAAAUUUCUCCUCUAGAUCAAGUUUCACUCCCAAGAAGAACCUCACUCCUACUCAAGCUCUCUCCCAAAACGGGAAUAUCGAAAACUCCAGAAAAAGUAAAGUUCAAGAACUAAGCGUGUACGAGCUCAACGAACUAGAUAGACACAGCCCUAAAAUACUCAAAAACGCCUUCAGCUUAAUGUUCGGUCUCGGCGAUCUUGUCCCAUUCACAAACAAACUCUACACCGGCGAUCUCAAGAAGCGCGUGGGAAUCACCGCCGGUCUCUGCGUCGUGAUCGAACACGUUCCCGAGAAGAACGGUGACAGAUUCGAAGCCACUUACAGCUUCUACUUCGGAGACUACGGCCACUUGUCAGUACAAGGACCGUACUUGACUUACGAGGACUCGUUCUUGGCCAUCACUGGUGGCACAGGAGUCUUCGAAGGUGCGUACGGACAGGUUAAGCUUCAACAGCUUGUGUACCCGACGAAACUGUUCUACACUUUUUACCUUAAAGGGUUGGCUAAUGAUUUGCCUGAGGAGCUUACCGGAACGCCAGUUACGCCGUCUAAGGAUGUGAAGCCGGCGUCGGAAGCUAAGGCGUUGGAGCCCAGUGGAGUUAUAAGCAAUUAUACUGAUUAGUGAAAAUAAUUAAUAGAGACUUUUGUUUACUCAUCAUGUCUAUGUAUAAUAAUAUAUACUUUAUAAAAAAAAAUAUUCUUAUUCUUGAAUAGUCAAUUUUAUCUUU